GUGGGCGUCUCUCUAUCACAUUCAGCAGUUCAUGUUAAACACGUAACCAGGAACAACUGAGAGCUGAGAGUGCAACUGUGAACUGAGAGCAACCAGAAACACUGAGAGCUCAUCUGAACACACAUCGAGAGCUUCAGAAGAACUGAAUCUACUAACAACAGAGAAGAUCAUUGAAUAAGAGAAGAAUGAAGAUCAUCUGGACUUUCACUCUGCUGAUGAUUCCUGGUGUCGUGAGCUCCAUCAGUGUGACAGGAUAUUCAGGAGGAGGAGUCAUCAUCACAUGCAGAUAUGAUAGAAAAUAUAAAGACAAUGCAAAGUAUUUUUGUAGAGGAAAGGAGCCAGAUACAGCAUGGAUUGGAUGGUGCUCCAACCUCAUCAAGACCAAAGAGAAAGAGAAAUGGGUUGAUGAUAAAAGAUUCUCUCUGUAUGACGACACAAGAGCAGAAGUUUUUACUGUGACCAUCAGAGAUCUGAGUGAACGGGAUUCUGGGACGUACCUGUGUGCAUCUGAUAUCUCUUGGGCUGAAGAUCCCUACACUGAAGUAAAGCUGAACGUUAUAAAGGGUCAAAAAAACAGUGCCGUUACUGGAUAUUCAGGAGGAAACAUCAUUAUAAACUACAAAUAUGAGAACAAACUCAAGGAGCCUUUAAUAUCCAUCUGUAAAAGUAGAGCAGGCCGAUGUUUCAAACCAACAAGCGCAAACAGAGCAGCAGAAUGGAAACAUGAUGGACGAUUCACCAUUCAUGACAGCAGUUCUGCAGAUUUUUUGCGUUUGUUCAUUAAAGAGCUGAAUGUGAAUGAUUCUGGAGAAUAUAAAAUUAUGGUUAAAGUUUCUGAAGACCACAUAUUUUUCUCUAAACUGAACCUGAAUAUUGAGGAUGCUGAUUGUUGUGAGAAGAGCAUCAGUCUAUCAGCUGCUGCAGGAGGAUCUGUGAACAUCAGCUGCAAAUACCCACAAUCCCACAGUGCUGAUGUCAAGUUUGUCUGCAGGAGAUCUGGAUUUGAUCUCUGUGCUGAAGAGACGUCUGUGAAGGAGAACAGAAGAUGGAGCGCUGAGGCACAGAUCCAGCUGUAUGAUGACAGAGAGCAGCAGCUCCUGACGGGAACCAUCAGUCAUGUGACUCAACAACAUUCAGCUGAAUACUGGUGUGGAGUUCAGUCUGAUCAAGGACACAAGAGCUUCAUCACACGAGUCCUCAUCAGUGUUACUGAUAUUCCAAAAACAACUUUACUACCACCAUCAUCAUCAUCAUCAUCAUCAUCAUCAUCAUCAUCACCUUCUUCACCUUCAUCAUCAAUCAGAACUCCAUUGAUCACAGAAGUUUCCAAAUCUGGUUUCACAGCAGAAGGCUUUUCUCUGAUUGUUCCUCUGGUUCUGGUUCUUCUGGCUCUGAUCAUCACUGGUCUCUUAUUACUGUUUCUCUUUAAGAAGCAUCAGUCUCGAGUAGGUGGUUCAUCAUCUCAGGCUGGAGCAGGAAAACAUGAUCUGGUUUCUGGCACUGGUUGUGAUUAUGAGGAGAUUAAAGACACUCAGAAGCAAUUACCCACAAACCCCUCUGAUUCUCCUGACUGUGUUUACUCUACGGUUCAUGAAGCCACUGGUGACUCUCAGAUUUUGAUCACAUCUGCUGAUGAUCUGAAUUACGCCGUGGUGAAUUUCCAGAAGAAAGCAGACUGUCCUGACAGUGUCAGUUUGAGGAAUAAUCAGGAUUACAGUGAAUACGCUGCUGUCAAUCAUCACACUGCCUGACGAGCCACAGCAGAGAAUCUCAAUAAACUGAAUUCUUUGUUUUAGUGUGUCAACUAGAUG
This is a messenger RNA of Labeo rohita (rohu), 1811 nucleotides long. RefSeq names its product polymeric immunoglobulin receptor. NCBI's taxonomy places the organism in Eukaryota, Metazoa, Chordata, Actinopteri, Cypriniformes, Cyprinidae. Bases 186 to 1751 code for a protein of 521 amino acids. The transcript is spliced from 8 exons. The record is from RefSeq and is a predicted model, not a curated record.